CGGCGGCGGCGCAACUCUUGCAAGCAACGAUGGCGAACGGCAUGACCAAGGAGCAAGAAAUCCAAGAGUUUGUGGAGAUCUGUCACGAACUCAAGCGCGAGGUCUUGAACGUCAUGACGAAAAAGUACACCAUGCCCACAGAAGCAGUUGAAUGGGUCAAUGACAUGAUUGAUUACAACUGCAUUGGCGGCAAGAUGAACCGCGGCAUCAGUGUUAUCCACUGUGCCGAGGCGCUCACACAGGGCAAGGGCUUGACCCCUGAAGCCCGCAAGAAGGCUGCGAUUUUGGGUUGGUGCAUCGAAUGGCUCCAAGCCUUUUUCCUAGUUGCCGACGACGUGAUGGACGAAUCCAUCACCCGCCGUGGCCAACCUUGCUGGUUCCGCGUUCCCAAGGUGAAGCAAAUCGCAAUCAACGACGCGUUCUUGUUGGAAUCGUUCGUGUAUUCCAUCUUGAGGACGCACUUUCGCAGCGAGACGUACUACAUUGACUUGGUCGAGUUGUUCCAAGAAGUGAUUUUGCAAACCGAAUUCGGUCAGCUCCUCGACUUGACGUCCCAGCCGCUGGACGGCCCGACUAACCUGGACCGCUUCACCAUCGAACGUCACCAAAAGAUCGUCGUCUUCAAGACUGCUUACUACACGUUCUACCUCUCUGCCGCCUGCGCCAUGCACAUCAGCGGCGUGACAGACCCCGCGUGCUACUCGCAAUGCCAAGACAUUUGCGUCAAGAUUGGCGAGUACUUUCAAGUCCAAGACGACUACUUGGAUUGCUAUGCCGACCCCAAGGUCCUCGGCAAGAUUGGCACGGACAUCCAAGACAACAAGUGCAGCUGGUUGGUCGUCCAAGCCCUCUCGCGUGGGACGGAAGCUCAGCGCGCGAUCAUCAAGGAACACUACGGCAAGAACAACGAAGCGUCGAUCCAAAUUAUCAAGGACUUGUACGUCCAGUUGGACUUGGAAGCCGUCUACCGCGCGUACGAGAACGACAGCUACGACGAGUUGUGCAAGCUCAUCAACGGCGUCACCAACAUGCCCACGACCGUGUACCACAUGCUCCUCAGCAAGAUUUACAAGCGCACGAUGUAAACAUCCACACGAUCUACAACGCAACGUGCCUUACCAACGUUUUGAGUUGCAUCCUGAGGCGAUGCUCAUCCAGACGUGUGAACCAAAGCAACCAUGACGUCGCGUCUCUAUCAUGUUUUAUAUAUUUCCAAAAUAUCUUCCUUUUUGUAUGCAAGA
Molecule: messenger RNA, 1241 nt
Organism: Aphanomyces invadans
Lineage: Eukaryota; Oomycota; Saprolegniomycetes; Saprolegniales; Verrucalvaceae
Exons: 9
Coding region: 30-1085 (351 amino acids)
Biological process (GO): trans, trans-farnesyl diphosphate biosynthetic process
Cellular component (GO): cytoplasm
Molecular function (GO): (2E,6E)-farnesyl diphosphate synthase activity; dimethylallyltranstransferase activity
Source: RefSeq, a predicted model, not a curated record